UGAGGAAGCGGGUAAUGGCGGCGUAAACAACGGGAAGAUCGGUGCAAAAAUAAAACGCAAGAGUAGUAUUAAACGGAAUAUGUUUUCUAAACAAGGAGGAUUCUUGCUCGGUGUGCACACUAUUAAAACCCCAGUAAUCCAGUUUUUGUUGGUGUUUAGCCGCUAGUUCCGGGUAACUUUUAGCCCACUUUGUUAACCUAAAGGAAAAGCAGCACGUUAUUCAGCGUUAGUUUAUUGACAUGGACUGCGUCGUGACGGGAGGAAACGUGAAAGUGCUGGCCAAAGCCAUCCAGUCUCUGUCCAGGAUCGGUGAUGAGCUCUACGUUGAACCCCAGGAAGAUGGGCUGGCCCUGCGGUCUGUGAACUCCUCUCGGUCGGCAUAUGCUUGCUUCCUGUUCGCACCACUCUUCUUCAGCAGGUACACCAUCCCCAGUGGGCACACCUUCCGCUGCAAGAUGGCAAUAAAGAGUGUGCAGGCCGUAUUCAGGUCUCUAGCGACUCUGGAGAAGACCGUAGAAAAGUGUCACAUCGAGCUGGACGAGCAGAAAAACCGCCUCACCUUCACCCUGCACUGCAAACACGGCCUCAUGAAGACACAUAACCUGUCUUUCAUGGACAGUGAAAGUUUACAGGCCAUGUUUGAUAAAGACAGCUAUGCCAAUGUAUUCAGAUCCCAUCCCAGGCUGCUGGUGGACACAGUCGUCCACUUCCCUCCGUCUCUGGAAGAAGUGACAGUGUCAGUGACCGAUGAGCGCAUGUGGGUCAGGAACCAUGUGGAGGAAGAAGCAGACCAGUCAAAGGCCAUGCUGACAGAGCUGUGUCUGGCUUCAGACGAGUUCGACCAUUUUGCUGUCCGAGCUCACAACAGCGUCACCUUUUGUCUGAAGGAGUUACGGGGUUUGUUAGUGUUUGCAGAGUCUACUGGUCUCCCUAUUUCUAUGUACUUUGAUGAACCGGGAAGCCCCGUAGUGCUUUCAGUAAUGGACAGUGUACUGGAGGGGAACUUUGUGCUGGCCACGCUUUCUGAUGACCCAAACCACCGUAAAAACAAUACUAAACGAGCACGCACGCCGCCGCCGCCCCCUCCAGAUGAUUUUAUGAAUGACGACAUAGACUCCUACCUCAUCGCUAUGGAUACCAGUAUUGUACCAGGUCCAUCAGCCACAGGUCUGCCCUCACCUCCAUCAGCUGAUUCCAUAUGUUCAAAACAGAGUGCUGCAGCCAAUCACAGGACAAGGCUACACAGUAAGGAGGAGGAGAAUGAAGAUGAAACAGCUGAUUCAGGCGGACCACCUAAUAAGAAGUUCUGUUCCUUGUUCUUUGGAUCGGUGCUUCCCCCGUCCUCUCAGAUGACCACUCAACCAGUGACAAGUCAGGAGGUGUUGGCCAGUGACAGUGAGGAUGAAGCAGAGUGACAG
Messenger RNA from Anoplopoma fimbria (sablefish), 1418 nucleotides. RefSeq names its product RAD9 checkpoint clamp component A (gene rad9a). The transcript has 12 exons. Gene Ontology annotation, cellular component: checkpoint clamp complex. Gene Ontology annotation, biological process: cellular response to ionizing radiation; mitotic intra-S DNA damage checkpoint signaling; DNA repair. The record is from RefSeq and is a predicted model, not a curated record. The coding region runs from base 240 to 1415 and encodes 391 amino acids. Lineage: Eukaryota; Metazoa; Chordata; Actinopteri; Perciformes; Anoplopomatidae.